GCAAGUAGCAUCACAUUCAUUCGUUAGCAAAUCUCUGAUUGAAACUAGAGGUUCCAAAGCCAUCUAGUUAGGACAAUAACAGAAUCAAAUCAAAUCAAACAAGAACAUCUGGAAUUGGUGGAAAGAAAAAUCCCCCUCUCUGGUUUGAUCACAUUUUUAGGCUUUCUCUAAAGAUGUCCCAAACCAUUGCAGAUUUCUAACCAUGAAUGGUUGUAUUAGCAGUAGCAGCACCAGCUCACUGGUCAGGACUCUAAGAUCAAAAGACCCAAAGCUCCUAUUAGUGGAAACCUGCUCCAACCUUUCUCAGCUGAAAGAGAUACAUGCCCACUUGAUCAGAACACAAAUCAUUCCAGAUAUACUCGUAGCCAGUCAUUUGAUAGCCUUCUGCACUAACCCCAGAUAUGGAACAAGCUUACUUGAUUACGCACAACGACUCUUCCCCCAUAUUCAGAACCCCAAUCUCUUCAUCUACAAUGCAAUGAUAAGGGCAUAUGCAAGCAGCAAAAAUUCAGAGCGGGCCCUCCUAAUGUACAAAGAGCUCCAAAGGACAGGUCUUCUUCCGGACAAUCUGACCUUCCCUUUUUUAGUCAAAUCUUGCACCCAAUUUGGUUAUCUGCGAAUGGGUACACAAGCCCAUGGUCAGAUCAUCAGACACGGCUUUGAAUUUGAUGUGUAUGUGCAGAAUUCUCUGGUUCAUAUGUAUGCAACAUGUGGUGAUAUAAAGGCAGCGAGCCAAGUCUUCCAUAGCAUAACUCAUUUGGAUGUAGUUUCUUGGACAUGUAUGGUUGCUGGGUACAGCAAAUGUGGAGAUGUUGAAUCGGCACGCAAGUUGUUCGAUAAGAUGCCAGAGAGGAACUUGUUUAGCUGGAGCAUAAUGAUCAGUGGGUAUGCCCAAAACCAUCAUUUUGACAAAGCGAUGGAGCUGUUCCAUAUCAUGAAAUCAGAAGGUGUAAGAGCAAAUGAAGCAGUUAUGGUUAGUGUGAUAUCUUCAUGCGCCCAUCUGGGUGCCUUGGAACAAGGAGAAAGAGUCCAUGAAUAUGUGGUGAGGAAUAACCUCACAGUGACUCUGACCCUUGGAACUGCUCUUGUGGAUAUGUAUGCAAGGUGUGGAAGUAUUCAGAAAGCCAUCUGGGUUUUUGAACAACUUCCAGAGAGGGACACGGUGAGUUGGACGGCUAUAAUUGCAGGGCUGGCCAUGCAUGGCCAUGCUGAGAGGUCACUCCAAUGUUUCUUGGAAAUGGUUAAGACGGAUCUGAAACCAAGGGACAUCACCUUCACUGCAGUUCUGUCAGCUUGCAGCCAUGGGGGGUUGGAAGAGAAAGGUUUCCAAAUUUUUGAGAGCAUGAAAAGAGACUAUGGGCUUGAGCCUAGGUUGGAACACUAUGGAUGCAUGGUUGAUCUUCUAGGGCGAGCAGGGAAGUUGGAAGAAGCUGAAAGAUUCAUACUUAAAAUGCCAGUGCAACCUGACCCACCAAUUUGGGGGGCAUUGCUUGGAGCUUGUCGCAUUCACAGAAAUGUAUAUAUCGGGGAAAGAGUGGGAAAGAUUCUGAUUCAGUUGCAGCCAGGCCAUAGUGGGUACUACAUGCUUCUUUCCAACAUCUAUGCUCAUGCAAAAAAGUGGGACAAUGUCACUCAAUUAAGAAAAAUGAUGAAGGACAGAGGAGUUAAGAAGCCACCCGGUUACAGCUUGAUUGAGAUAGGUGGGACUGUUCACUGCUUCACUAUUGGAGAUAAAUCACACAUGGAGAUUGAGAAAAUAGAGGCAAUGUGGGAAGAAAUUGUCAGGAGAAUAAGAUUGGUGGGAUUUGCAGGGAAUACCAUGGAUGUACUGUUUGACAUAGAUGAGAAGGAGAAGGAGAGUGCUGUGUACAGGCACAGUGAGAAGCUUGCAAUGGCAUUUGGCAUGAUGAAAACUGAUGCUCAGACAACUAUCCGGAUAGUCAAGAACCAAAGAGUAUGUGAGGACUGCCAUACAGCAACAAAGCUUAUUUCCAAGGUCUUUGGCCGCGAGUUAAUUGUAAGGGAUCGGAAUCGGUUCCAUCAUUUCCAAGAAGGUGCCUGUUCUUGUAAGGAAUACUGGUAAAAAACAGGAAACUCGACAUGUUCCAUCUCCUCUAACAAAAUAUCAACGCUUCUUUCAUCUUUUCUUUUGGGGGGUGAAGGUGGUUGGAGGACGAAAAUUCGAAUUUUGAUUUUAGCACAAAGAAAGAACUAUUUCCCCUAUUAACAGAUGUGAGAGAUCGAAAGGAAGGAAAGAAUAAUAGUGGAUGUUAACCAAGUAAAGAUAAUUUCGAAACCCGGAGCACCUCUGGUUGUAAGCAUACAGUAAGAUACACGAGACAAAUGAAAGGAGUUGCAACUGGUCGUUCAGACAUAGAGUCUCAGGUAUGACAACACAGAAGAAAUCAUUGGAGUGGAAAGUUCAGACCCAGUAAGCAUCCCACGAUGAGUUGCAGUCAACAGAACAACAGGCUCUAUGGGAGUAGAGCCAGCACAACACAGCACAUCAUCAUGAAUGACUUCAGCCUCCAAUUGUGGGUAGAUCAACAUUUGCAUUUCCUGGCUUCCCCAGCAAUUUAAAAACCAUUAUCUUUCCUGGUAACAGCAUCUGCGCCAGCUUUGUCAAAUGCUUGAUCCCAGAGCUGUACGUCACAGAAAAUAUUUAAUUAGAGGUUGGACAGUUGCUUAGAGUGAGAAAAUCAUUCAUUGAAUUUAGACCCAGAAGCUGCUUCUUUUGCUCGACUAGCAAUAGCCUUCAGAAACUCUAUUUGCAAUUGAAGAUGUAUCCAACUUGCUUUGUUUAAAGAUGGCAUUGUUUCUUGACUAUAGCUUUCUACCCACCCUUCAAACAUUUCAUGGUUAAUGUCUUCAUUUCUGAUAGCUAGUACUAAAACAAGCCAAGGAUUAUUGCACAUUGGUAGUUGGCUACAGCUUAGAGAAAUUGUUUGACUCACAAGGCAAAGGUUUGAGUAAAUCAACAGAAGCAAGGUUCCAGUGGAAUCUCUCUUCAUUAACUGCCACAGCAUCACAAAAGGAAUUAAUUUUCCUUGGUACAUGAUAUGCAAAAUUGAGAGAAAGGCCCUGUUUGUUGAACCUCAAGAAAGAUCCCUUCUUUCUAGUUGGUUAUAUCAUCCAAUAAAGGUGCGUUUUUCAGCUCAAACAAUCUUGGCUUAGUUUUCUGAAAGAGAAUCAGUUGAAGACAUCCAAAUAUAAGGAUUCUAUGUA
This is a messenger RNA of Macadamia integrifolia, 3225 nucleotides long. RefSeq names its product pentatricopeptide repeat-containing protein At5g06540-like. The record is from RefSeq and is a predicted model, not a curated record. Bases 203 to 2083 code for a protein of 626 amino acids. The transcript has a single exon. Gene Ontology annotation, biological process: RNA modification. NCBI's taxonomy places the organism in Eukaryota, Viridiplantae, Streptophyta, Magnoliopsida, Proteales, Proteaceae. Gene Ontology annotation, molecular function: zinc ion binding; RNA binding; protein binding.